This is a messenger RNA of Vidua chalybeata, 3125 nucleotides long. It is a transcript of the gene PDLIM7, whose product is annotated as PDZ and LIM domain 7. Gene Ontology annotation, cellular component: Z disc; filamentous actin; adherens junction. Gene Ontology annotation, biological process: heart development; muscle structure development; actin cytoskeleton organization. Gene Ontology annotation, molecular function: muscle alpha-actinin binding; actin binding. The record is from RefSeq and is a predicted model, not a curated record. Lineage: Eukaryota; Metazoa; Chordata; Aves; Passeriformes; Viduidae. The transcript is spliced from 25 exons. The coding region runs from base 82 to 2295 and encodes 737 amino acids.
UGCCCGGGUUCGAGUCCCGCGUCGGCCCGCACCGCUCCGCUCCCCUCCCGCCCGCUUCGCCGGGCCCCGCUGGCCGCGGAGAUGGGCGACAUGGAGUCCUACAAGGUGAUGCUGAAUGGGCCGGCACCCUGGGGCUUCAGGCUGCAGGGAGGGAAGGAUUUCAGCAUGCCACUCUCCAUCUCCAGGCUGACUCUGGGUGGGAAGGCAGCCCAGGCUGGCGUGGGAGUGGGCGACUGGGUGCUGUACAUCGACGGGGAGAGCACCAGUGCCAUGACACACAUCGAGGCCCAGAACAGGAUCCGUGCCUGUGGGGACAGGCUCUGCCUCACCUUGAGCAGAGCCCAGACCCAGCUGGGGAAGCCGCAGAAGGUGCUGAGCCUUGACAAGCAGCCCCCACAGCUGCUGGAGUCCCCCAGCACCCCUGUGUGUGACCCUGUGAAGCUGCGGAUGUUAGAGGACAUUGACGACUCAAAGCCCCACAGCUGGACCUCCCAGUCCCGUUCCUUCCGCAAACUGUCCCGCCUGGUGGGCGCAGAUGCCAUGGAGGAUGGUGAGGACGAGCUUGUUAAAAAGCCCAGGGAUACCCAUGGCUCCAGCUGGGGCACAGUAGAGCAGUGGCAGCCCCCGCAGCCUCUGGAGCCCCCCAGCACCCCUGGGUGUGAUCCUGGGAAGUUGAGGAUGUUGGAGGACGCUGAGGACUGGCAGCCCCGCACCGGGACCUCCCAGUCCCGCUCCUUCCGCAAACUGGCCCAGCUGACGGGCACAGAAGGCAUGGAGGAUGGUGAGGAUGAAUUUAUUAAAAAGCCCAGGGAUGCCCAUGGGUCCAGCUGGGGCACAGGGCAACAUCGGCAGCCCCCACAGCUGCUGGAGCCCCCCGGUGACACUGUGUGUGACCCUGUGAAGCUGCGGAUGUUAGAGGACAUUGUCGACUCAAAGCCCCACACCUGGACCUCCCAGUCCCGUUCCUUCCGCAAACUGGCCCGGCUGGUGGGCGCAAACAGCAUGGAUGAUGGUGAGGAUGAGCCCGUUAAAAAGCCCAGGGAUUCCCAUGGGUCCAGCUGGGGCAUAGUGGAGCAGCGGCAGCCUCUGGAGCCCCCCAGCACCCCUGGGUGUGAUCCUGGGAAGCUGCGACUGAUGGAGGAUGCUGAGGGCUGGCAGCCCCGCACCGGGACCUCGCAGUCCCGCUCCUUCCGCAAACUGGCCCAGCUGACGGGCACAGAUGGCAUGGAGGAUGGUGAGGAUGAGAAUGUUAAAAAGCCCAGGGAUGCCCAUGAGUCCAGCUGGGGCACGGUGGAGCAGCGACAGCCCCCGCAGCCUCUGGAGCCCCCCAGCACCCCCGGGUGCAACCCCGGGAAGCUGCGACUGAUGGAGGAUGCUGAGGACUGGCAGCCCCGCACCGGGACCUCGCAGUCCCGCACCUUCCGCAAACUGGCCCAGCUGACGGGCACAGACAGCAGCAUGGAGGAUCAUGAUGAUGUGUUUGUUAGGAAGCCCAGCCAGGUCUCCGUGCCGGACUCGUCCCCAGGAGCAACGAUGAAGACUGAGCCAGGACUGGCCCCCAGGACGCCCAGUGCCACCCCCAGCCCCACCAGCCGCCCACCCUGGGCUGUGGACCCCUCGUUUGCCGAGCGCUACGCCCCGGACAAGACGAGCACGGUGGUGAGCAAGCACAGCCAGCCGGCCACGCCGACCCCCAUGCAGAACCGCAGCUCCAUCGUGCAGGCGGCCCAGCAAGCCCCCGAGGGGCCCGGCCGCACCCCGCUCUGCUACAAGUGCAACAAGGUCAUCAGGGGACGGUACCUCGUGGCGCUGGGACAUUAUUACCACCCCGAGGAGUUCAUCUGCUGCCAGUGCAGGAAGGUGCUGGAUGAGGGUGGCUUCUUUGAGGAGAAAGGCUCCAUCUUCUGCCCCAAGUGCUACGACACGCGCUACGCACCCAGCUGCGCCAAGUGCAAGAAGAAGAUCACUGGGGAGGUGAUGCACGCACUGAAGAUGACCUGGCACGUGCAGUGCUUCACCUGCAACGCCUGCAAAACUCCCAUCCGCAACCGAGCCUUCUACAUGGAGGAGGGACAGCCCUACUGCGAGAGAGACUAUGAGAAGAUGUUUGGCACCAAGUGCCGCGGCUGUGACUUCAAGAUCGAUGCUGGGGACCGGUUCCUGGAGGCGCUGGGGUUCAGCUGGCACGACACUUGCUUUGUCUGUGCGAUCUGCCAGACCAACCUGGAAGGGAAGACGUUCUACUCCAAGAAGGACAAGCCGCUGUGCAAGAGCCAUGCUUUCUCCCAUGUGUGAGGGGUGGGAAUUCAGCUGUGCCCACACAUGCCCCUGGCCCUGCAUGCUCCUCUCCCCCUGCCCUGCUGGCCCCAGGGAGCCAGGCUGGGCCUUUUGCCCUUUCCCUUGCUCCUGCCUCUUUUCUGGCAGUUCCUGGCUCAACUUCAGCCAGAUACAGUGCUGGGUCCAGAGCCUUUUAUAGCUGGGUAGCUUCUUAUAUGCUUCUCAACUGGCCCUAGGAGCCCUGGGAAGGGGAUGCUGCAUGGAUCUCCUGCCCCUGAGCCACGCAGCACGGUGGGUACAACCGUGCUGCGACUGGAAUUGGAGGGGGUCUGCCACGGCUGGGCUGCUCCCUUGCUGCCUGGCAGCUCAGUGCUGGGGCAGGGAUACUCCUUACACAUCCCUGAGUGGGUGAGGACCAGCUCUUGUCUCACUCUCCCCAACCUUCCCUGCUGUGUUCUUGGGGCUGGAGACCUGGCCCCGCUCCCCUGCUGGGGCCCUGCCCAUGACAACCCACCAGCCACCCCUCAAACUGCUGCGGUGGCUUCCUGCCCCGGUUGCAUUCCAGGGGUGUCUGUGCCUCAUGCCCCCCACCCUGCUGGCCCACUGCUCCCCUGGGGCUGGCAACACCCCCAGCCUGGCGUGGCCCAGCUGUGGGCUGGCAGUGUGUAAUGAUGGCCAGCCCAGCCAGGCGGCUGCUCCUGCAAGGCUUGGGCACAGCUUCCUACCAAAGAGCUCUCUGCCACUGCCAUCCUGGGGCCACCGAUGCCUCCCCCCAAACCACACCCUCCGGUCGGGCUGCACUGAUGUAGCCACGGUGCUUUUAGUGCCUUUAAUAAACACAUCUCUGC